Molecule: messenger RNA, 464 nt
Organism: Drosophila bipectinata
Lineage: Eukaryota; Metazoa; Arthropoda; Insecta; Diptera; Drosophilidae
Cellular component (GO): mitochondrion
Source: RefSeq, a predicted model, not a curated record
AUUUUGGAUUUCAUACUAUUGGCAACACCAUGAUCCGCAAACCUGUCUGGCGUUUUAGGAUCCGUUUCAACGUUAAGAAGUAUGGUAAAAAAUGCGAUUGUUCGAAGGAUGGUGGCACCUGCGAAUGCGGUCCCGACUGCCCGAGUCCACAAUGCCAGGCCAAGAUUGCCUUCAAGCGUUUGGGCACUAGUCCCCGAAACAUCCGGGAUCACCCCAUUGGAUGUGUACCCCAGUUCUUAAUCACGGAUGCCUUCAAGACCCCGAAGUUUAUACCGGCAUCCACGUAUCGAAUUGUUCAGCCCGACGAACAAAUCGGCCCAAAGGCGGGACGAAAGGAGGUCUACAAGAAUCCGGAGUACUAUAGCUAUUAUCGCUUUUCGUACUAUGAUAUUAAAACUGUCGUCAGUAAUAUCAAAGACGAAAUGUCAGCCAAUAAAUCGAAAUAGAUACAAAUUUACAAGUAA